UGGGAGAUAUCUACAUGGUUGGAUUUUCGCGGGUUUUCUUUCCUUUCCCUUCGCACGAAUGGCGCUGGGGAUCGUUGGAAACCCUCUCCAGCUCCGACCUCUCCCCUCCAAUUUCAAAUUCACGCGGGAAAGGAGGGCGGUUUUCGCGCGAAAUUCAAACGGACAGGAGUCCUCUUCCAACGGAAGUCCAUCUUUAAGAGAGAAGAACCACUUCCCAGGGAAGCCAGAAGCAGAUAUUGUUGUCAUUGGAAGUGGUAUUGGUGGACUAUGUUGUGCAGGUCUUUUAGCUAGAUACCAGCAAGAUGUUCUUGUGUUGGAAAGUCAUGAUCUACCAGGCGGUGCUGCCCAUUCCUUUGAAAUUAAAGGUUACAAAUUUGAUUCAGGCCCAUCCUUGUUCUCUGGGUUUCAAUCAAGAGGUCCUCAAGCUAAUCCACUUGCGCAGGUUCUUAAUGCAUUGGGUGAGUCUAUUCCAUGUGCCUCUUAUGACUCCUGGAUGGUUUACAUACCCGAAGGUGAAUUCUUGUCACGCAUCGGCCCCACAGAAUUUCUUAGGGACCUUGAGAAGUUUGCAAGUUUGGAUGCUGCACGCGAAUGGAGAAAACUUCUGGAUGCUGUCCUCCCAAUGUCUGCGGCAGCAAUGGCUCUACCACCUCUGGCUAUUCGAGGUGAUUUGGGUGUUCUUUCCACAGCGGCAGCCAGAUAUGCUCCUUCACUCUUGAAGUCUUUCAUCCAGAUGGGGCCUCAAGGAGCUCUUGGUGCUACUAAGCUUCUCAGACCCUUCUCGGAGAUUAUUGAUUCCUUGGAGUUGAAAGAUCCUUUUGUUCGUAACUGGGUGGAUCUCUUAUGUUUCCUACUUGCAGGAGUGAGAUCUAAUGGUACACUCUCAGCAGAAAUGGUCUACAUGUUUGCGGAAUGGUAUAAACCAGGGUGCUCACUUGACUACCCUCUUCAUGGAAGUGGUGCAGUUGUUGAUGCUCUUGUCCGUGGCAUGCAAAAGUUUGGUGGAAGGCUUGCAUUAGGAAGUCAUGUUGAAAAUAUCAUUGUUGAAAAUGGCCGGGCUAUUGGUGUGAAGCUAAGAAGUGGUCAAUUUGUUCGUGCUAAGAAGGCUGUUGUUAGCAAUGCAUCUAUGUGGGACACUUUGAAUCUGUUACCUGUGGAAGCCAUUCCCAAAUCAUAUCAGGACAAGGUUAAAAGCACCCCACAAUGUGAAUCAUUCAUGCAUCUUCACUUGGGUUUUGAUGCACAGAACAUCCCUGAAGACCUAGGAAUCCAUCACAUCGUUGUGAAUGAUUGGGGUAGGGGAGUUGAUGCUGACCAGAAUGUUGUUUUGAUCUCUGUACCAAGUGUACUGAGUCAGGAUCUAGCGCCUCCUGGAAAGCACAUAUUGCAUGCUUACAUGCCAGGAACGGAACCAUUUGGAAUGUGGGAAGGACUUGACCGUAGAAGCUCCGAAUACAAGAGCCUAAAAGCUGAACGAUCAGAGGUGAUGUGGAGAGCCGUUGAGCGUGCACUUGGUCCAGGCUUCAGCCGCGAGAACUGUGAGGUGAAAUUGGUCGGGACGCCGCUGACACACCAGCGGUUCCUUAGAAGGAACAGAGGAACAUACGGGCCAGCUAUCAUGGCCGGACAAGGCACGUUCCCGGGGCAUUCGACACCAGUCCCACAGCUUUACUGCUGUGGAGAUUCGACAUUUCCAGGCAUCGGAGUCCCUGCAGUCGCUGCCAGUGGUGCCAUAGUGGCCAAUUCACUGGUCUCAGUGUCACAACACUCGCAACUUCUCGAUGCCGUCGGAAUUUGAUACAUCAGUGAGAGUUCAGUAGCUUCUCUCUCUCAAAAAUUUUAAACUUAUUCAUUGUCCUUUUUAAUUCGAGUAUAUCAUUAUAGA
This is a messenger RNA of Magnolia sinica, 1885 nucleotides long. RefSeq names its product prolycopene isomerase, chloroplastic. Bases 59 to 1798 code for a protein of 579 amino acids. Gene Ontology annotation, molecular function: oxidoreductase activity. The transcript has 9 exons. NCBI's taxonomy places the organism in Eukaryota, Viridiplantae, Streptophyta, Magnoliopsida, Magnoliales, Magnoliaceae. The record is from RefSeq and is a predicted model, not a curated record. Gene Ontology annotation, biological process: carotenoid metabolic process.